UUGGAGCUCAACUCUUUCUCUCAUCAAUUCUCCGAUAUCUAGAGAGAGGAACAAAAACUGAAAACCAAAAUCUCUCUCUCUUUCUCUGUUUCACUUCCAUGGCUGCCGACGAACUUCGCGUAGAAGAAGCAAUGCCAUGGCUUCCUACUCAAGUUCUUGAUGAAGCUUGCGAUAUCAAGGUGUAUAUGAAGCAACACCACCACCACAUACAACAACCUUACUUCCUCCAUCGGCGCCACGAUCGUCCUCUGUUAUCACCGUCCGAUUUCUCUCUUUCACCGAAUCAGAAAUCGAAGUACAAUAAUGUCUGUUCUCGGCCGCACCAGAGACAAAAACCAGCGGCUGCGGAGGCGAAUUGGACGGCUGGAGGACAUGGAAUGCAAGCGAUUUUUCUCGAUUCCGGCCGGCAAUUAGGCGGUACCGGCGUUUUUCUUCCUCGAGGAACAGGCGGCACCAGUUACCAACCAAAUAAGAAGCCAGCUUGCUCCAUGGUGCUUGUUCCUGCUCGUGUUGUUCAAGCUCUUAAUCUCGAUGUUCAAGCAUUAGGAUUGCAAAUUUCCUCCCGCAAAGAACCCAAAAGCAACCAAAAGGGUAGAGAAUGCAACUCAAUAGUGAAAAACAAGAAGGGCAAAGAUGUAACAUCCACAAAUUGCUCCAUGUCCCAAAAUCAAACCAAUUCAUCCCAAGAGAUAUUCCUUCCUAAAGAAUGGACCUAUUAAUGUCCAAAUUAUUCAUAUUUUACAAUGUAUGAAAACUUCAUAAUGCAAGCUAGGGGCUAGCUCUUUAUAUGCUUUCAUCCUAAUGUACAUUUUAAUAAUACAUGUUCAUUUUUAUCGGCAAA
This is a messenger RNA of Benincasa hispida (wax gourd), 841 nucleotides long. RefSeq lists its product as uncharacterized. Lineage: Eukaryota; Viridiplantae; Streptophyta; Magnoliopsida; Cucurbitales; Cucurbitaceae. The record is from RefSeq and is a predicted model, not a curated record.